GAUGUCAUUGUCAGCCGACGUCAAAGCAUUUUCAGCACCAGCAGUGUGGCCAGUAUUGACGCCUCGCGACUGAUCUGAUUUCAGUUCUCUGCUGUGGAGACGUCAGCUGAAGUUGGAGAGAAGAUGAUGUGGCUUCUAUUGUCUUUGGCCCUGUUUACAUCUGGACUGGCUCAAUGCAGACUGUCUGUUAAGGACGAGACAGGACUGGACCCUGAAGUCAAUAUGAACAUUAGUGAGAUCAUAAGACACUGGGGAUACCCAGCUGAAGAAUUUGAAGUGGUCACUGAGGAUGGCUACAUCCUGAGUGUCAACCGAAUCCCACAAGGGGUCAAAAGCAAGGCCUGGCAAGAGCCCAAACAUGUAGUGUUCCUCCAACAUGGUCUCCUUGCUGCUGGAAGCAACUGGGUGACAAACCUUCCCAACACAAGCCUGGGCUUCAUUCUAGCCGACGCUGGAUUUGAUGUGUGGAUAGGCAACAGUCGUGGGAACACAUGGUCCAGAAAACAUGUCAGCCUUGACCCUAAAGAGAAAGAAUACUGGAAGUUCAGUCAUGAUGAAAUGGCUAAAAAGGAUCUUCCUACAGUGAUAAACUUCAUUACGAAGACCACUGGCCAGGAGCAAAUCUUUUAUGUGGGACAUUCCCAGGGAACCACCAUAGCCUUCAUGGCUUUCUCCACAAUGCCGGAGCUGGCCAGCAAAAUCAAGAUGUUCUUUGCCCUGGCUCCUGUUGCCACAGUGGGGCUAACAAAAAGCCCUAUGACCAAAUUGUCUGUUAUUCCAGAGUUUCUCAUUUGGGAUCUCUUUGGGAGUAAAGACUUCCUGCCUCAAAAUGACCUGAUCAAGUUUUUUGCCACUGAGUUCUGCAGCAGGAAGCCUUUGAGUGUGCUGUGUGGAAACGUUUUCUUUCUCCUCUGUGGUUUUGAUGAGAAGAACCUGAACAUGACUAGAACACCUGUGUACACGACACACUGCCCAGCAGGAACCUCAGUGCAGAACAUGGUUCACUGGGCUCAGGCUGUAAAAUACAGUAAGCUAAUGGCAUACGAUUUUGGAAAAACUGGAAAUAUGGCACAUUAUAACAAGACAACCCCUCCUCUGUACAACAUACAGGACAUGAUGGUACCCACAGCUCUGUGGUCUGGUGGGCAGGACACGCUGGCAGAUCCUCAGGAUGUGGCUCUGCUGCUCACACAGAUACCUAAAUUGGUGUUCUACCGCAACAUUGAUCACUGGGAGCACCUAGACUUCAUCUGGGGCUUGGAUGCCCCACAGGAGAUGUACAACAAAAUGAUUGAAUUGAUGAGGCAAUAUGUGUGAAGAGGACGUUUUGAGCAUCAGGUUUUAUCAUCAGUUUUAAAUUCUUAACACUAAUUCAGGUCUCUUUUUGUUUGUGCAUGUCCCCUGUGCUAAAAUGUGUCUUUACAAUUGGAAAUAUGUAUUCCUGAAUGUAAAAGGAUAACUUUGGUUAUGAGGAACAGAGAACUUACUUUGGUUUGCCUUUAGUUUUACCUCUAACCAUGAAAACAAGUGUAUCAUUGUUUGCUCAUGCUGUUUCAGGUGCUGGUAAACCUGGUAAUUUUUCAAAUGUUGUUGUUACAAUAAUCUGAGCCUUUGAUAAGCUGUCACCUAGAAACUGAGCGUUACACUCAUGAUAAGGGGUUGUCUUGGAAAUGCACUUGUUCAAUGCGUUUUUUACUUUAGCUUUUACUAACCACUACUAGACAAGUUUAUCUUGCCAUACUGUCUCAUCAUGGUCAUGUCAUGGAUCAUACUUUUUUUUUUUUAUGUUAAUCUCUGAUUUUACUGACU
Molecule: messenger RNA, 1809 nt
Organism: Xyrauchen texanus (razorback sucker)
Lineage: Eukaryota; Metazoa; Chordata; Actinopteri; Cypriniformes; Catostomidae
Gene: lipf
Product: lipase, gastric
Exons: 10
Coding region: 124-1317 (397 amino acids)
Biological process (GO): lipid metabolic process
Molecular function (GO): hydrolase activity, acting on ester bonds
Source: RefSeq, a predicted model, not a curated record